AUGGUCGACGAGCCGCUCGCGGCCGCGGGCCGCAACGCGACGGCCGUGGACCUCGUGACGAAGCGCCGGGACUGCCGCCUGGACCGCGACAGCUUCGCGACGCGGAAGCUCGACGACCGCCUCGACGAGGCGAACUGCAAGCUCGACGGUCUGACGGGGGCGUGCGAGGCCGAGUUCGACGCCUUCCGGGGCCGCGUCGGCGCCGCGGUGACGCGCGUCCUGGGCGCGCUGGGCGGCGUCGAGUGCGCCUGGGCCUGCGGCGUCGCGGGGCCCGCGACGGCCGCGUGCGAGGACGUCGCGGACCGCGGGUCGCCCGCGCUCAAGACGUUCUCGUCCGCGGCGCUCGCGCGCGUCGCCGCGCACCGCCGCGACCUCGCGCGGGCGCGCGACGCCGAGGCGACGCGGCUCGCCGAGGAGACGGCCGCGGCCGCGGAGGCCGCGGGCCUCGAGGCCGCGGCCGCGGCCGCGCCGCCGCCGGAGCCCGCGACGCCGCCCGCGGCGUCGCCGCCGAAGCGCCGCGACUCCGUCAAGAUGCCCACGGGCCGCGCCGAGGCGCCGCCCCUGCCCACGGGCGACCGCCCCGCGCCGCGGCUCCCCGCGCGGCCGACGCCCGCGGAGCCGCCCGUGGAAAUCGUCUCCGCGCUCCACGCCUACGCGGGCCAGCGCUCGGGGGACCUGUCCUUCGCCGCGGGCGACCGCAUCACCGUCGUCUCCAAGAAGGCCGACGGCUGGUGGAUCGGCUUCGUCGACGACCCCAGCGCGAAGGGCGAGUUCCCGAGCAACUACGUCGCGCCGCCGCCGCCGCCGUGA
Molecule: messenger RNA, 810 nt
Organism: Aureococcus anophagefferens
Lineage: Eukaryota; Pelagophyceae; Pelagomonadales; Pelagomonadaceae
Exons: 1
Coding region: 1-810 (269 amino acids)
Biological process (GO): actin cortical patch localization; endocytosis; plasma membrane tubulation
Cellular component (GO): actin cortical patch; Rvs161p-Rvs167p complex; medial cortex
Molecular function (GO): protein binding; lipid binding
Source: RefSeq, a predicted model, not a curated record